UGCCAAAGCCACUGCCACCACGCUAAUCAGGCCGCUACCUACCCCAGGAGACGCCGCUGCCCCUUCUCAGAGAACCCUGACUUCAGUGACCACCAUGUCCCAGACCAAGUCCCUGAAGGUUCGUGUGACCCUCUUCUGCAUCCUGGUGGGCAUGGUGCUGGCCAUGGUGGCCGUGGUGACUGACCACUGGGCCGUGCUGAGCCCCCACAUGGAGCAGCACAACACCACCUGCGAGGCAGCCCACUUCGGCCUCUGGAGGAUUUGCACCGCACGCAUCGCAGUGAAUGCCAAUGAGGACAGGGGCUGCAGACAUCUCACCCUGUCUGGGGAGAAGAACUGUUCCUACUUCAGACAUUUCAACCCAGGCGAGAGCUCGGAGAUCUUCGAAUUCACCACUCAGAAGGAAUACAGCAUCUCAGCAGCGGCCAUCGGCAUCUUCAGCCUUGGCUUCAUCAUUGUGGGCACCAUCUGCACGCUCCUGUCCUUCCGCAAGAAGCGGGAUUACCUACUGCGGCCAGCAUCUAUGUUCUACGCCUUUGCAGGGCUCUGCAUCUUGGUCUCAGUGGAGGUCCUGCGGCAGUCGGUGAAGCGCAUGAUUGACAGUGAGGACACCGUCUGGAUCAAGUACUUCUACUCCUGGUCCUUUGCCUGCGCCUGUGCUGCCUUCAUCCUGCUCUUCCUCGGUGGCAUUGCCCUCCUGCUCUUCUCCCUGCCUCGAAUGCCCCAGAACCCCUGGGAGUCCUGCAUGGAUGCGGAACCUGAGCACUAGACCUCGGGAAGCUUAGUCCCAGCCCAGAACCUUCUAGAGAGGAGGCAGGAGUUUCACAUCUGCCCCUUCCCCUCUGCCCUACCUACAACAGCUGUGGGCUGCUUCCCCUCUCUAAGCGACUCUUUGGGCUGCAACAAGCUCCUCUCAUGAGAAAGUGGACAUGAGCCAGACCUGCCCAGGGUUGGAGGGAGAAAAGCCAGCAGGUGCACAAGUGUUUGGAGGGCCCCCACCUUCUAGAGGGCGUAAGGUUGUCCCCGCUGUGCCCGCUGCCUAUGAUAAGCUGGCUCCUAUGGUCUUUAACAACCUUUCAGGGACAGCCUGUGUUCCUUUACCCAUUCUGGGUGUCCCCUGUGUAGAGAGCCAGUACCUCUUUCUUCCGUGACAAAAUAAAUAUCCUUCCUUGGUAUCCAGGAGCCCUAAGGGGCAUUUUUAACUGGGUAGAAUCUGACUGUGGUUUGAAAUAAAAG
Messenger RNA from Heterocephalus glaber (naked mole-rat), 1236 nucleotides. RefSeq names its product calcium voltage-gated channel auxiliary subunit gamma 1 (gene Cacng1). Gene Ontology annotation, biological process: regulation of calcium ion transmembrane transport via high voltage-gated calcium channel; calcium ion transmembrane transport. Gene Ontology annotation, cellular component: L-type voltage-gated calcium channel complex; membrane. Gene Ontology annotation, molecular function: calcium channel regulator activity; voltage-gated calcium channel activity. NCBI's taxonomy places the organism in Eukaryota, Metazoa, Chordata, Mammalia, Rodentia, Bathyergidae. The record is from RefSeq and is a predicted model, not a curated record.